This is a messenger RNA of Stegostoma tigrinum, 2256 nucleotides long. It is a transcript of the gene nup85, whose product is annotated as nucleoporin 85. Gene Ontology annotation, biological process: protein import into nucleus; mRNA export from nucleus; positive regulation of DNA-templated transcription. Gene Ontology annotation, molecular function: structural constituent of nuclear pore. NCBI's taxonomy places the organism in Eukaryota, Metazoa, Chordata, Chondrichthyes, Orectolobiformes, Stegostomatidae. The record is from RefSeq and is a predicted model, not a curated record. The coding region runs from base 199 to 2103 and encodes 634 amino acids. The transcript has 19 exons. Gene Ontology annotation, cellular component: nuclear pore outer ring.
GAACCUCGAAACACCCCAAACUCUUUUGAGGUCCGCGGAGUAUUUUCUUUGCGAAACUGCAGGGAAAAUUGAGAAAGUAGAAAUGGCCGAGGUUCUUUACAGAGGCAACGCGGACUGGUGGGCCAAUUAAUCUCCUGUGGUGAUAUUCCAGGAGUGGAUGUUGGAGAGUUCAUCGGGUUUGAAUGGGGCCCUACUCAAAUGUUGCUGUAUCCGACACGGCAUGAUCAGACAGCCCUCCUUUCUGUUCAUACCCCAGAGACUGCACCAGACAGCUCCCCAAGAAUGCCCUCCAUUCAAGUUGUCUACAGCGACAAAGAUAUAUACUCACCAAUUCUGUGUAAACUUUUCAACGAGUCACAUGGCAUCUUCAUGACUCUUCAGAAAUCCAAACACGAUUGCACAACCCAGAGAGCAGAGUUAGUUUCUAUCAGCAGGAACUAUCGUUCAGUGAUAAGAGCUUAUCUGGAGGAACUGCAUAGCGCCGCAAAAUCUGCUUUUCCUCAGGAUCCAAGCUUGUCAAUGCAGUAUGAGGAUCAGGUUUCAAUUCUAUCUGCAAUGGAGCUAAUCUGGAAUCUCUGUGAGAUCCUGUUCAUUGAGGCAGCUCAAGGUGGUUCCCUCAUAUCACAUCUUCUGGACUGGAUCAGACUUCAUAUUUGCCAGGUGGACGCUAUGUCUGAUCAGAUCAUGGCUUCCGAAAACCCUGUGGAACAUCUAUACUACUGGAAUGUGGUUACUGGCUUUGUGCUACAAGGCCGAUUGGAGGAGGCUCGACAGUUGCUGUCUAAGAAGGCUGUGACUGAACCUGCAAACAGUUCGAUGUACAGAUGUAUGGAUGAACUGAUGCGAAAGAUGCCUUUUUACGCUCAUAGCAGUAAUCAAACUAUAACUGAGUUUGAGUUGAAAUGGCGUUAUUGGCAAGAGGAAUGUGAGCGAUGCUUGAAAGAGGGAAUUUUUGCAUCCAAUAAUAAACUGCUGCUAAUCUGCAAGAUCCUAGCAGGUGAUGAGAAUGCAGUGUGUGACAAGAAGGAUAUCUUGUCUACCUGGUACCACCUACUGGUCAGCAAGCUGUUGUACUGUCACCCAACUGUAAAACCAACAGACCUUUAUCAAUAUGCUGAGAUCUGUUUAAACAAUUUUAUGUCUUCUGGGAGCAAGCCUGAGGCUCUGGACCGUAUCCUGUUGGCAGCACUCGAAUUCAACAUCCACCAGGUGUUGAAAGACUGCUGCGUCAUUCUGAAUAAUUGGUGGUUUGUGGCUCAUCUGACAGAUCUGUUGGAUCAUUGCAAACUUCUACAAUCCCAUAAUCUUCAUUUUGGCUCAAACCUUCGUGAAUUCCUCAUUCUGGAAUAUGCCUCUGGGCUCUUCAACCACAAUAGCCUCUGGCAACUCGCUGUCGAUUAUUUUGACCACUGUCCACAGUUUGGUCGCAUUUACCUGGAACUUUAUAUUGAGCGUGUACCUCUGACCACUGAACGCAAGGCACUAAAGGUGUUGAGAAUAUGUGAGCAGCGACAGAUGACAGAGCAAGUGAGGAGCAUCUGUAAGAUCAUGGCGAUGAAAGCCAUGCGCAACAACCGACUGGGAUCAGCUCUUUCAUGGAGUGUUCGAGCAAAAGAUUCAUUCUUUGCAACCCUCAUCUCAGAUAGGUUACUUCAGGAUUACUCUGUUAAAGGAAGCUUUUCUGACUUUGACUUGAUCAGUAACCUCGGAUCCUCUAUGCUGCUGAGUGACCGGCUGACCUUCCUUGGGAAGUAUUGUGAAUUUCACAAGCUGUAUGGGGAGAUGCAAUUUGCAAAGGCUGCUAACCUACUGCUUUCACUAAUGACUGCCCGCAUUGCUCCAAGAUCUUUCUGGAUGACACUACUGUUGGAUGCUCUUCCCUUGAUGGAGCAGAAAGAGGUGAUCUUUUCCACGGAGCAGACGUAUGCACUCAUGCACUGUCUGGAGGAUGUGACAGCUGAUUAUACUGAAAGUGAAAAAAAGAUGAGAGCUGUGGAGGGUGAGGAUGAGGUGGAGACAACACAACUCGGCCUCCUCCGAUUGGCUUUCACUCGGAAUCUGGCAAAGGCCAUUGUGCAAGAGGGAACGCAUCAAGGAUCCUGAAAUUAGGCUGGAAUUAUAACCCGAGCAUAUGAUCUGCUAGCCCAGUUUGAUGUGUGGGCUCUCUGAGAGCCCGAGCUUGUAAAUAAAGGUUGCAUUUUUCCAUGGUUUUGAAUCCUGUGCAGAAAUUCACAAUUAAAAUAUUUUGUAUCCAAA